UAUAUAAUCGGUCCAGUUGGACCCAACGGUUAAAUGACCAUGUUGCUCCGGUGCCGGUCCGGUUCAGAUAAUUAUGGGAAAACCCAUCAAAUUUCCAACCUUUAUCUCCUAACAAUGACCAAUAUGAAAUCUCUCAGACAUGCCACCUUCUUCGUCUUUAAGUGGAACUAGCCAUGAGCUCUUUACAACAUAUAGCGAAACACCCAACAAUUUCUCUUGUAGAGACAUGCAAAUGUCUCAGAGAGAUCAAGCAAAUCCACACUCAACUGCUCAUUAACGGCCUGCUCAAUAACCCUCACCAUCAAGGCCAUUUUGUUGCAUCCAUUGCUCUCAAACACCCCAAUAAUCUCGAUUAUUCCAAUAAAAUCCUAGACCAAUGUGAUAACCCAACUCUGUUUGCCCUGAAUACCAUGAUCAGAGCUCACUCCAAAAGCACAAAUCCACAAAAAAGCUUCCAUUUUUACAACAACAUUCUGCAAUCAAGUACUAAACUUUCACCUGAUAAUUACACAUUCACAUUCUUAGUUAGGACUUGUGCACAGAUAUUGGCUUGUGAAACAGGUUUGACAGUUCAUGCCACUGUGAUAAAACAUGGGUUUGAGCAUGAUCCACAUGUCCAAAGUGGGUUAGUUUUCAUGUAUGCUGAAUUUGGUCUCUUAAGUUCUUCGAUGAGAGUGUUUGCAGAGAUUUCUGAGCCAGAUAUGGUGACACAGACUGCAAUGAUAGCAGCUUGUGCAAAGUCGGGUGAUGUUGUUUUUGCAAGGUAUUUGUUUGAUAGAAUGCCUCACAGGGAUCUUAUUGCUUGGAAUGCGAUGAUAGCAGGCUAUACACAAUGUGGGCAAUCUUUGAAGGCAUUAAAUUUGUUUCAUUUAAUGCAAUUGGAGGGCGUGAGAGUUAAUGAAGUGUCGAUGGUUUCAGCAUUGUCUGCCUGCACUCAUUUAGGUGCAUUGGAUCAAGGAAGGUGGGCACAUGCAUAUAUCGAGAAAAAUAGAAUCCGAAUUACAGUGACACUAGGUACUGCUCUUGUGGACAUGUAUGCGAAAUGUGGGGACAUGAACAAGGCUAUGGAAGUCUUUUGGGAAAUGAAAGAAAAGAACGUCUACACGUGGAGUGCUGCUAUGAAUGGCCUAGCUAUGAAUGGAUUUGGAGAGAAGUGUCUGGAGCUCUUUUCUGUUAUGAAACAAGAAGGGGUUGAGCCUAAUGAGGUCACAUUUGUUUCCCUGCUUAGAGGUUGUAGUGUGGUUGGACUAGUGGAGGAAGGUCGCAUGCAUUUUGAGUCGAUGAGAAAAGUGUAUGGAAUUGAGCCUCAGCUUGAGCAUUAUGGGUGCAUGGUUGACUUGUAUGGCCGAGCUGGCCGCUUAGAUGAAGCCUUUGACUUUAUGAAUAACAUGGUCGUUAAGCCUCAUGCUGGUGCUUGGGGUGCUUUGCUUAAUGCUUGUAAAAUUCAUAAAAAUAUGGAACUGGGUGAACUUGCAUCAAGAAAGCUAGUAGAGCUAGAUGCCAAGAAUCAUGGUGCUUAUGUGCUUUUGUCAAAUAUCUAUGCCGAUUCUAAGAAUUGGAAUAGGGUCAGUAAUGUGAGGGAAACAAUGAAGGUAAAAGGAGUUAGAAAGGUCCCUGGUUGUAGUGUCAUAGAGGUCAAUGGUGAAGUCCAUGAAUUUUGUGUUGGGGACAGAUCUCACCCAAAAUUUGCUGAAAUUGAAGUAAAGAUGGAAGAGAUGUCUAAAAGGCUGAAAUUAUCAGGUUAUGUGACUAACACUAAUCCAGUUCUUUUUGACAUAGAAGAAGAGGAGAAAGAGGAUGCUUUAGGUUUGCAUAGUGAGAAAAUUGCAAUUGCUUUUGGUUUGUUCAGUUUGCAGGAGUCUGUGCCAAUCAGAAUUGUGAAGAACCUCCGGGUUUGUUGGGAUUGUCAUGUUGUGACAAUAAUGAUCUCUAAAAUUUAUAAUAGAGAGAUUAUAGUGCGGGAUAGGAAUAGAUUUCACCAUUUUAAAGAUGGGGAGUGUUCUUGUAAGGGUUAUUGGUAG
This is a messenger RNA of Ilex paraguariensis (yerba mate), 2021 nucleotides long. The record is from the annotation of a GenBank genome assembly. Lineage: Eukaryota; Viridiplantae; Streptophyta; Magnoliopsida; Aquifoliales; Aquifoliaceae.